AGACUUUUUUCGUAACCGACAGUGAUCGUCACGCGUGGCCGAAAUUUUCGCCGAGUUUGCAGCACUUUUUGUCCGUGAACCGGUUGCAUCAGCCAUUUGAGGUUUUCUUUCUUCAUUAGCUGGGUUAUCAUAGAAGUUUUGUAUAAUAAACGAAUCUAAAAAAUGGUUCUCGAUAUCGAUCUGUUUCGAGCCGACAAGGGCGGGGAUCCCGAGAAGAUGAGGGAGAACCAAAAGAAAAGAUUCAAAGAUGUAAAACUUGUAGAUUUGAUUGUUGAAAAAGACAAUCAGUGGAGACAAUUGCGAUUCCAAUUGGAUCAGCUAAAUAAGCUGAAGAAUUCUGCCAGCAAGGAGAUUGGUGAGAAAAUGAAGCUGGAACGCAAAAAGCCUCCUGUCUCAAAAUCAGAAUCUCCAGAGGCCAAGGGCCCUUACCAAAAUCUGUCAAGUCCCCAAACAUUGGAAAAUCUGAAUUCCCACUUGCAAUCUCAUAGCUACAUCAAUGGAUACACUCCAUGUCAUUUGGAUGUAGCUAUCCAUGCUUCGAUGCCUAAACCAGUGCUCUCGAGCUACCCACACAUAAACCGGUGGUAUCAUCACAUCAGUGCAAUAGAAGGUUCUAUCCAGAAAAAAGAACCUGUAGGUGAUGAUGUUCUUCCUGAUGGGCUUGAAUCACUCAUGGCUUCGAUGAGCCUUACUGGAGAGCAACUAAAACCAUUGACGGUCAACCAGAUCAAGAAGGUCAGCACACUCAUGGAUAAAGCCAUUGCUGAAACGAACAAGAAAUUGGAUGAGACGGAAAAGGAAAGGAACGAUGGUCUUAGAGAAAUGGGCAAUCAUCUUCAUCCCACCGUCCAUGUUUGCGAUAAUGAGGACGAAAAUGUGGUGGAGCGAACAUUUGGCGAUUGCGAAACUCGGAAAAAAUACUCACAUGUCGACCUUAUCCAUAUGGUUGAGGGUAUGGAUGCGGAGCGAGGUACCGUGACUGCUGGUGGUCGAGGUUACUACCUUCUCGGUCCCAUGGUUUUCUUGGAGCAGGCUUUGAUCCAACUAGCACUUAGAAUUUUGCAAACCAAGGGCUACAUUGCCAUGGGAACGCCCUUUUUCAUGCGCAAAGACAUCAUGCAAGAUGUCGCUCAGCUCUCGCAGUUUGACGAUGAGCUCUACAAGGUCAUCGGUAAAGGCAGCGAAAAGGCUGAAGAUAAAGAAGUAGACGAGAAAUACUUGAUCGCUACCUCGGAACAACCGAUCGCCGCCUUCCAUCGCGACGAAUGGAUCAAGGAAACGGAAUUGCCCAAACGCUAUGCUGGAAUCUCGUCUUGCUUCCGUCAGGAAGUGGGUUCUCACGGCCGCGAUACCCGCGGCAUCUUCCGCGUCCAUCAAUUCCAAAAGGUGGAACAAUUUUGCAUCACCUCGCCGCACGAUAACUUGUCGUGGCAGAUGAUGGACGAAAUGAUUGGCAACGCUGAGGCUUUCUACCAGGCCCUCAACAUCCCCUAUAGAAUUGUCAACAUUGUUUCAGGAGCGUUGAACAAUGCUGCUGCCAAGAAGCUCGAUCUUGAAGCUUGGUUUCCAGGCUCAGGUGCGUUCCGCGAAUUGGUCUCGUGCUCAAACUGCCUAGAAUAUCAGUCACGCCGUUUGCUCAUUCGCUACGGUCAGACUAAGAAAAUGAACGCCCAGACGGAUUAUGUGCACAUGCUGAACGCUACGAUGUGCGCCACUACUCGCGUUAUUUGCGCUAUUCUGGAACUAAAUCAAACGGAGACUGGAAUUAAAAUUCCCGAAGUGCUGAAGUCUUUCAUGCCUCCUGCGUACGCUGAAGAGAUCCCGUUUACUAAACCGGCGCCGAUUGACGAAAUGGAGUUGAAAAAACAGCAGAAGAAAAAGUAAAGAAACGGCAAACGGACCAAAUAAAACGAAGAAAACUGGAAUGAACCGUUUCCCGACAUCGCCCACGAUUUUGUUUGCAUUACCCUUUUUUUUGUUGUUGUUGUUGCUAUUUCGCUGCGGGGUACUCCUACUAUAUCCCUGUUCCUUUUCAACUUCACUCCCGUUGGAAAGAAGAAUAGCAAACAAAACGGUAGGGUGAUGGGGGGGAAAAAAGAAGGCAAUUAUGCAUAGGGCCUAUUAUUGCCGGAUUUGUUUUCUUUCCUAUUUUUAUUUGGAACACACGUGUGUGUCGAUUCACAUCAUACACAAUGAAAUGCAUAAACGAUGGGGGAUGGAUUGGUAUUUUUAAAAAAUUAAAUAAAAUGAUGUUGAAAAAGGGAAA
This is a messenger RNA of Daphnia magna, 2266 nucleotides long. RefSeq names its product serine--tRNA ligase, cytoplasmic (gene SerRS). The record is from RefSeq and is a predicted model, not a curated record. The coding region runs from base 163 to 1884 and encodes 573 amino acids. Gene Ontology annotation, biological process: seryl-tRNA aminoacylation. The transcript has 11 exons. Lineage: Eukaryota; Metazoa; Arthropoda; Branchiopoda; Diplostraca; Daphniidae. Gene Ontology annotation, molecular function: tRNA binding; ATP binding; serine-tRNA ligase activity. Gene Ontology annotation, cellular component: cytosol.